Molecule: messenger RNA, 1610 nt
Organism: Aphanomyces astaci
Lineage: Eukaryota; Oomycota; Saprolegniomycetes; Saprolegniales; Verrucalvaceae
Exons: 4
Coding region: 67-1398 (443 amino acids)
Molecular function (GO): phosphatidylinositol binding
Source: RefSeq, a predicted model, not a curated record
AGCCAACUGGAUUCUUCAACCCUUUCCUCGUUAUUUUUGAAUUUCUCUGGAAGGUCCUUGAAGAAGAUGGGCAUCAACUCCCCUUACCACUCCUCCAUGGAGAAGGAGAUCACCAAGGCAUGCAAGAUCUUGGACGCGUUCUUCAAUCCCAAGAUGGACGCGGACAAGGCUGUGCCGUUCGAACUGCUUCAGAACGCCGCAGGCAUUGCGUUCUUGACCGUGAUCAAGGCUGGGAUGAUCUGGACUGGCAAGGUCGGCACGGGGAUCGUGUUGUCGCGCCUCGAAGACGGCAGCUGGAGUCCGCCGUCGGGCAUCGGGACAGCCGGUGUGGGCUUUGGUGCCGAAAUCGGUGGGGAGAUCAUUGACUUCAUGAUCAUAUUGGGGUCUCAAAGCGCCGUGCAAAGUUUUAAGCGAGGCACGCAGCUCUCCGUGGGUGCAGGCUUGGAGUUGGCCGUCGGUCCCGUCGGUCGUGCAGGCGGCGCCAACGUCAACGCCGGCGGCAGCGGACUCAGCAGCAACUACACGUACAGUCACGCCAAGGGUCUAUUUGCCGGCGUCGGGUUACACGGCUCGACGAUCCUCGUGCGCGGCGAACUGAACACCACAUUCUACGGCCGCGAGGUGUCUCCAAUGCAGAUCCUGAGCGGCGGCGUGACCCCACCGCCAGGCUCAUGCGACCGACUCUUCGAAACCCUUCAACGCGCUGGCGCUGACAUGUCUGGCGGUCGGUCGAGCGAGCCCUUCCACGUCGGCGACUACGGCUCGCAUCCACUCACGGGCUACGGGGACACCCACCGCACCAGUCGAUCGUUCUCGGGCAGGCGCGACUCGGCUCCGUCCGCUUCCAGUGCGGGGCAUGCGUCGGCAGCGCCGUCCCGCCAAGCGUCGUUCGGCACGUCGUCGUCCAAUGGACCGGACCCGCGGCUCCGGCGGUUUACUGGCUACAAGACCGAACAAGAAAUCUAUGCCCAGUACGCGAAACCCGCCGCGGCCGUGGCGGCGCCCCCCGCUCCUAGUACUACUAGCACCUCAAGUAGCAGUAGUAUUAGCACUAGUUUGAGUAGUAGCGCCGCGCCGACGUACCAGCGCACGACGAGCCAGGUGCGCAGCGCGCCGGCGAUCCCCGGACCGGCAGAAGGCGGCGAGACGAAGCAGGUCUUUACCGAGGUGAUCAACUUCAUGACGUCGCGCGUGCCGUACGCGGACAUCCAGACGUUCAAGGACAACUGCCGCCGCUUCGGGCAGGACCAGAUGUCCCUCGAUGCCUACUUCUUCUACCUCAACUCAGUGUGCACCACGAGUUUGCUUCGCGAGUUGAUUCCAAAGCUCGUGCGGCUGCUGCCGACGCACGAGAAGCGCGUGGGGCUGUGGGAGCUGUAUGUGAAACAAGUGUAUUGAAGAAGCGAGACGAAUGGUGAUAAUAUAACGACUUUACAAACUGAUUGCUAGUUGAUACUUUUACGACGGUGACGUGGCGCCACCACGUACUAGGUAGGAUGAGGAUGGUUGGGGGAAUCGGUUGGAAGGAGGGUCAUCGCUGACCGAUACGUUCUUGGACCAUUGCCUUCUGGAUUGUGAAGUCCAAGGAAUAUGCCUACAAGGUCGACCAC